AGCGCCGAUUCUCCGUGAAGCUUUUCAAGGAGUUCACAGACGUCUUUAACUGUCUUCCCAUCGCCGCACUCAUUGAGGAGAUUGCGCUCUGCAUGCACGGUGGCUUGAGCCCAGAGCUACGAAACCUCAAUCAGAUCAACCAGAUCCGCCGUCCGCUGGUGGUGCCGGACGCGGGUUUAGCCUGCGACAUUUUAUGGUCAGACCCCGAAGAAAAUAGCUGCGGAUGGAUGCAGAGCCAGCGCGGCGUCAGCUACACGUUCGGCGAGGACGUCGUGCGACGGGCCUGCGAGAACCUUAAAAUUGACGUUGUGCUGCGGGCCCACCAGGUGGUCGAUAACGGUUACGCCUUUUUUGCGGAAAGGCGGUUGGUGACGAUAUUUAGCGCAUCGAACUACUGCGGCGAGUUUACGAACAGUGGGGCGAUGUUGAUGAUGGAUGAGAACUGCAAGUGUAGCUUCCAGGUCUUCAAGCCGCAGUACUAA
Trypanosoma cruzi is the source of this 482-nucleotide messenger RNA. RefSeq names its product serine/threonine-protein phosphatase PP1, putative. Gene Ontology annotation, molecular function: protein serine/threonine phosphatase activity. Lineage: Eukaryota; Euglenozoa; Kinetoplastea; Trypanosomatida; Trypanosomatidae. The record is from RefSeq and is a predicted model, not a curated record. Gene Ontology annotation, cellular component: nucleus; cytoplasm. The annotation marks the transcript as partial. The transcript has a single exon.